UUUUUUUUUUCUUUUCUUCCAUUUCCAAUUUAAUUCAGUUUCAGCAAAUUUUUCAUUUCGAAUCUCCUCUCUCUCUAGGUUUUAGUCCCGCCCAAGCAAAGUAAACGGAGCUCAUCCAUCGUCUCCGACGAUUCGUCUCCGUUGUAUAGCUGUUAACGCCACCACGAGUUAUUGAUGGUUUGGUUUGCCUAGCAAUAUCGCAAGGAUGCAGGUUGACCCACAACAAUUGCAAGAUGUUCCAACACGCCAUUGCUGGAGUUUUGGCAGUAUUAAUCAUCCAUCUAGCCAGUCCAGAAAGAUUUCAAUCGGAGUUAUGGUAGAUUCGAUACCGAAGAAACCAUCUGAAGCUUCAAAGGAAGGUGACAUUGCAGGGCUAAAUGCUGUAAGGGUAAAGAAUGCAAGCCACUCGGUGCAAGGAAAAGGCAAGAUCGUAGAAAUGACAGCAACCAAGAAAACAAAACAAACUGAAGCAACAGAGCUGACAAACUCGCCAUGGAUUUCAACCAGGCAAAAAGUAAUCACUUCAGAGACCGUUCCUUGUCCAGGACGAGUUCCUGAUUUAGCACCCAGUGGGAGGCGGGGCGAACUUGACGGAGCCAAGGAUGCAGCAGCAACAUGUUCAUUUUCCACGAAGCAUGCCUCAGCUUUACAGUCUGAUGAUGAUGUUAGUCAGAAUAAGUUUAAUGGGGUUUCCUACAAAAGGAAAGGAAGGAAGGACGGAAGAAGAGAGAGCGUGAAGGAGUUCACUUUUGCAACGGUGCAGGAUGUACUGAGGCCAGAUGAAGAAGUGUUAAAGGACAAAACGAAUACAACAGAAAAUGGAAGAACUGAAACUCUAAGACUGAAGCUCCAGGAGAUAUUGGGCACUGUUUCAUCACCCAAUAAGUCUCCAACCUAUGAGUUAGGUGGCAAUGCUGCAGAGCCGGAUAAAGAAUUUGAGAAGAUGGACGAGGCAGUUGUGAAGCCUAGACGGAUUUCUGAUAAGCAAGAGAAGAAAUUUGAUCAGAUGGCCGACAAUGAUUAUUAUUCUAACUCUCCAACUCGUGGGUUUGGUGCCAAUAUGUCAAAGAGAGAUAAAAAAGUUGAUCAGAUGGGAGAUGCAGUUUUCAAGCCGAAACGGGGUUCUGAUAAGCAAGAGCAGAAACUUGGUCAGAAGGGUCAUAAACCAUACAAGCUUAGACAGAACUCUGAUACAAUAGAAACUGAGUCCGACUCUCCUGAUAAUAGAGUCAGGAGACCUGUGACUCGUGCUCUGACCCGGAAGAGGGCUCCAACCAAGGUACAAAAGAACACUACAAAGAGCGGUCAGCUCUUUGGUUACAAACUGAAGCGCCAAGACAAGAACAUCCACUCUUGCAAAGGUGGAUUUCCCAGAAGGCUACAUGCUGCUGUCAGCAGUAGUUCCCCCAAGGCGACACAACAGAAAAAUGAUAAAAAUAAUUCGAGAGUUGAGCCACGUAGGUUAUUUCACGAAAGGGAUGUGGCAGAUGUCAUUCAGAAAGUAACUCAAGGGAGUGAAACACUACUUCCUGCUCAAAGAACAUCUUCAUUUGGCAAUAAAAUGAGAGAUCAUCUUGAGCCAGAAAAGAAAAUCCCACAAGCGAGUUCUUACAAUACACCACGGAUAAACGACAGAGAUAAUCAGCACGUGGAUUUUGACAGUCCAGAAAACAUAGACCAACGUGAAGAAUUUGGUGUGCCGUCUGCGAGGAAACAAGAACACAUUGUUAGCCCACUUGUAAGGAAUGCUGUAAACUUACAAGAUCAACAAGAAGACAUUGAUAGCCCACCUGUAAGGAACGAUGUAAAUCUACAAGAUCUCCCAAGUCCAACUCUAGGAAUAAAUACACCUGCAUCAAGUGCUUCCCUUGCAUCAACGCCGAAAGUAGACCGUAUGGGAGAAAUUUGUGGUUUCAGGGCACUGCAAAGAGAAAAAUCAGACAGUGAUGACGAUGCACACAGGAAAUUUUCUGAUGCUGCAAAGAAGCUUAAGGAUUCUCUGAAGGGAAAAACAUCACCAAACAUGGAAGAGAACGAUUCAGAAACUCGUCUCUCUGAAGAUGCAGAAACUAGUCUCUCUGAACCAUCAUCUGAUGAUGGGCACUCGGAGAGUUCUGAAGAUGUUUCUCCCAUAACUGAUGAUUAUAACCGUUGCAGAGAAAGCCUCACAUUAUCUCCGGAAACAAGUCCUAAGAAAAUGAAGUUCAUUCCUCGUCCUGCUAAAAGGCUCCGCAACCAUGACAUCAAUGUUCAGUUUGAUCAAAUCAAUACCCCAUCACUCCCUAUUAAGGGGAAUGGAGAAAGCAAAUGGAUACCAGAAUCUUCAGGGCACAACCAAGUGGAUGGACUAACUAGGGCUGUUGAACAGUUCGCAUUGGAAUUAGAAAAACUUAAAAGCAAAAUUAAAUUGGCGACUAGCAAAAAGUCCUCCGAAAUUCUGAUGUCUGUUGGCCAAGAUGUACAUCUGAAAUUGCAGAAUGUGGAGUCCCAAAUUCAAACAGACAUGGGGAAGCUAAAAAACCUCAGUACAUUAAAGCGAAAAAGGAUGAAAACGAGAUUUGAAGAGCAACAAGACAAAUUACGACUGAUAUAUGAAACGUUCAAGGAACAGGUCAAUGAACAUCUGCAAGAUUGCAAAAGCACGUUUGAAGGGCCCGAAGCGGACGAGUUAGAGUUUAAAGGAACUCUGGAAAAGCGAAAAACAUCACAUCAAAAGCUUCUCUUGCAAGUGGAAGGGGCAAUUGAGACCACACUAAAUGACGCCCAAAGGAAAAUCACGGCAACCCAUGAGUUGGCGCGGGGAAAGAUGCUUCAGUUAAAGCAAAUUUUAGCUUUGUGUUUGAAGGAGAAUUAGACACGAGUCAUGACGGCUGAACCAGGAAGCUAUGAACGCGCUUAAAUCUCGACUUUAAAGGAGAUUAGUAACCUCUUGCAUUUUAGACCUAAACUGCUUUGAGCAUUAUCUUCUUCUUCCUCCUCUUCUCUCCUUUGUUUCUUCUUGAUUAUACUAAUAAUUGUGAGGACAGGGCCAACUCUACAAUUUGGAAUCUUAUUGUUCUAUGAUGUUGAUAACUUGAUCAUAUGAUUUCAUAUG
Morus notabilis is the source of this 3094-nucleotide messenger RNA. RefSeq names its product meiosis-specific protein ASY3. Gene Ontology annotation, biological process: meiotic cell cycle. The transcript has 11 exons. The record is from RefSeq and is a predicted model, not a curated record. NCBI's taxonomy places the organism in Eukaryota, Viridiplantae, Streptophyta, Magnoliopsida, Rosales, Moraceae. The coding region runs from base 206 to 2854 and encodes 882 amino acids.